Messenger RNA from Varroa destructor (honeybee mite), 4515 nucleotides. RefSeq names its product glutamate receptor ionotropic, kainate 1-like. The record is from RefSeq and is a predicted model, not a curated record. NCBI's taxonomy places the organism in Eukaryota, Metazoa, Arthropoda, Arachnida, Mesostigmata, Varroidae. Gene Ontology annotation, molecular function: ligand-gated monoatomic ion channel activity. Gene Ontology annotation, cellular component: membrane.
CAAGAUACCACGGGAAGCUAGAGUUCUGCUGUGCUGGUUUACUGUGUUGCCAUCAUCACGCUUUUUUCUGUUCCGUCCUCUAACGUUCGCCGAUACCUAACAAACACAUUGUGGGACCAUUCUAUGAGAAGCGACUAUGACUUAAGAACGAUUGUAGGUUCGCUCUAUUGACUAACAGUUAAAAUGCGCUUGACCGUUAUUGCUGGCACGUAUCCGUGCUAAUCCAUCGUCGUGUCGUGCUACGGUGAAAUGAACGUGAACUGUCGCGUGCAUCGCUGUUCGGAUUCUGUAUGCUUGUGUCGUGACUAAUAUUAACAAUACCCGAUAACCGAUGUGCUAGUAUAUUAGCUCAGAGUGAAGAUUCAUCUACGGCGCCAUGGGCUACCGCUCAGGAUCGAGACAUCUAGCAGGAGUCACAACGCUGAGCGUACUAUUCCUUUGUGGCUGGAUGAAUACAACCGGCGCGGUACCAGCCCGAGUGCACAAAGAUGUCGGCACCAUUGGAAUCAUCGUUGAGGAUCAGGAUCUUGCGAAACAUUUCCUCUAUAUCGCAUCUAAAUUAGUCGACUCGAACCUCAAGGCUGUCUCCAAAGUCAUUCAGAAUGACGACAUUCUCGAAGCCAUCCAAAGCAUGUGCGCGUUAAUGGAAUCAGAUGUAAACGUCGUUUUUGGGCCAACGUCACCAGUGAGCUCUCUUCAUGUCUCAUCUAUGGCUCGCCAUUUUGAUCUUCCUCAUAUUGAGUUUCGUUGGGAUCCGUCCCUGAUUGAUGACGAACACUCGCUGAACUUAUUCCCUGAUCCCGUACAGAUUGCUGAGGCUCAAACAGCCCUUAUGGAGUACUGGAAAUGGAGGGAUAUCGCCCUGAUAUACGAAAGUGAUGACGAAGAAUGUGUACUUCGUCGAUUUGCAGAUAUCAUCGAAAUGCGUCGACUGCUUCAAGAGCUUCAAGAAGACGGGAUUACCGUGAAUUAUUUCAAGAAGGAUAAAGGCGAAACGUUCCGGACGCUUUUACGCCAGAUUAAGGAGCGCGACAUACGAAAUGUUGUCGUCGAUCUGGAGCAAAAAGCCGAGCGGGAAAAGGACAAAGAAGGGAAAAUCGAAUCUUUUCUCAAACAGGCCAUGCAAGUGGCCAUGCUUAAUGAGAACUACAACUACUUCUUCCUUUCGCUAGAUUUUCAUGUGGCCAAGUUGAACGACUUCAUGCAUUCACGUGCCAAUAUUACAGCUCUGCGCCUCGUCGACAUGAAGCAUCAUAUUGCCGAUGACCUCUUGCGGGGCCAAGAUAGCCCUCAGGACAAUAAGAAAGGCUCAGCGUCCGGACGUCACAACCAGCAGAAGGCCGCAAUGGCGCGCGCCAGACGGGACCGUAAUGAUCGCCGUCUUCUGAAGCGCGAUGAACAUAAUGGUGAAGCUGAUGAAGAGGAAGAAGCCGAUGAGGACGCCAGUUUCCCACCAGGCCUUGAGACGGAGGUCGCGUUGAUAUACGAUGCAAUUAUGCUGUUUAAGCUUGGAGUUAAAGAUCUUGUCAACAAAAAAAGUUCGUACACAAAAGCUCUACCCACGGCUAAAUGUAACGGUCGGAAGUCCCUCGACAGCGAACAUCUGGGGACCGAGCUCACCAAGACCAUGUUAAGGCGCACGUUCGAAGGAGCAACGGGCCGUGUGAACUUUAACGAGAAGGGUAUCAGAGAAGACUUUGUGCUUUUCGUUACUGAACUCGGAACUGACGGACUUGAGGAGGUACUAAACAAGUAUUGCAUAUCCUUCUUCUGGUAUUGUCGAAAAGACGGACAGAUUGGCAUCUGGUCGAAGUCUAGCGGACUAAAUAUUACGAAUGAUGAAAAUGAAUUUGAAUUGAGCAAGGAAGAAAAAACGAAGAUCGACGAUAUACAUCUUCGGAUUGUCACAGUGAUGAUUCCUCCAUGGAUAAUGAAGGACGAGAAGCUAUCGACAGAGGACCGUCCGAGAUACAAAGGCUUUCUGAUUGAUCUACUGGAGGAUAUGAAAAAGAGGUCGCCACGACCGCUGGAUUAUGAGCUGUAUACUUCCCCCGACGGAAGUUAUGGGGUUGAGACACGCUAUGAGAACGGCACUAUCACGUGGAAUGGUAUGAUUGGAGAGCUUGUCAAAGAGCUCCAUAUCGAUGGAACUCCACUAUUGUUGGAAAGCAAUGAAAAUCAGCUCCCGGCACCGGCGUCUGUAAAUAGGUGUCAUAAAGCUAACGUGGCGAUUGCCGACCUGAUUGUCUCGGAUGAGCGCCUGCGGGCUGUCGAUUUCACCCUGCCGUUUAUGACGGCCCAACUUGUGGCCGUUGUCAAAGCCCCCGUCCCACGAAAGCCAGGAGGGGUUUGGUCUUUCUUUUUGCCACUAACUAGAGAGGUGUGGAUGUAUACGGUGGUCGCUGGACUCCUGACCGCACUGAUCAUGUACAUGUGCGCACGUUUCUGCCUGUCGGAGUACGUGAAUACGGGCGAUGGCGUAAACGGGCCGGCGGAAGAAGUAGAUAACCAACUGGGCAUUGUUAGCUGCUUACUGUUUGUGUUUACGACGUUAUUACAUCAAAGAAUGCACCUCGAUCCAAACGCCACCGCAACUCGUGUUCUCGCUGGGUUCUGGUAUUUCUUCACUUUUGUCAUUCUCGCCAUCAUAGUAGGAAACCUUUGUGAAAGUGUCCUUUAUGAGGAUGAAGACUUCUCGAAGCUGGAAACGAUACAAGGGUUACUUCGCAUACGCGGAAUGAAAUUCACGUGUAUUGAGCAUGGAGCAACCUGCCGAACACUCAUGACAUCGCAUGCACCUGUUCUUUGGGAAAUCAACAAACGAAUGUUCAAAGAUGAAACACCCAAAGUCAAAAACAUGACCCAUGCCCUAGCCAAGAUAUCCCAAGAUGAACAUCUAGCUUUCAUUAUGGAAUACGCCUCAGCUAAAUAUCUGGUGGCUUCCUCUUGCGAUCUCGUUAUGACAAAACCUUUUGCCAAUCAUGCCUCGUAUGGUAUUGCCUUAAAUAAAAAGAAUCCCGGCAAGACAAACCGCCUUUUAUCUGAAAUCGUACUUAACCUACAAGCUAAAGGCAUUCUUCAGGAACGUGAAGAGCGAUGGUGGAAGACCAAAAGAUUUUGCGAUGUAGAUAACGACGGUGACUUUGACGACGUCGAUGAUGGUGAUGACGACAGCAUCAAUGAGCAGAAGGUCGAACUCAGAACCCUCUCGCCAGGGGACCUUUCAGGUGCUUUUAUUCUACUCUUUUUGGGUCUUUGUUUCGCAUUGCUAAUCAACAUUGGAGAAGUCAUCGUCGAACAUCUCACCCGAGAAAAACGAGACACGUACUUCAACAUGAUCACUGUUGUCGAUCACAUUCGAUUUGCAUUCAAAAUGCAAACAAAUCAAGUUGACCUGUCGGAGACAUCUCUGCCGAGGAAUCACUGGAAGGAUCAACUACAAAAAAGACGCGAAAAUCGUACGAGAGAAAAUGGCCAGAAAUCUAACGACCCCACGUCUCCCCGGAAAACGGAUUCACUGAGCUCGAAGAUUCCGCAAUAUCAAUGAGAAGUAAACGCUUUAUACAUAAACGAUUAUAUUCUCAUACGGCACACAGCACACAUUGCAAAAUUCUGCGUGACUUUUGUUAUCGCUCAUUAACGAAACAAAUUCAUUGCUUUAAGAUAACGUUGGUCUUCUUAGCUACAAACCAGCUAAUCCACGAGCUCGUUUGUACCGGACAUUAAACCGACUAUUAUUAGACAGACAAUCAAUAAAACACAUUAAGUUUUGUGCCCGAAAUCCUGAAUCGAGCAGAAAAUUUAAAUAAAUCAAAUAUUUGUUUCUAACGAACUAAACAAUAGAGCGAGUAAUUUCCUAUAUUAGCCCAUAAAUGCAAUAACAGGCACUACCUACAAGCACGAACCCGCUGCAUCCAAUCCAGAGACCUUGAUUUUCGUUAUUAACAAGUUCUCGACACGCUAAAGACACAUAAUUCUUAAAAAUAAUUGCGCGCUGUAAACAAGUACACAGAUAACUUUUUGGCGCCGCGGUAACAGAACUAGUGGCGCAAGUUUAGAGCUGGCUGCUACCAAUAAAUGAUGUUCUCAAUGGUUUUCAAACGAUUCUGACGAUAUUAAAUCGAUUUUGAUCAGUAUGUAUAGAAUAUUAAUAAAAUGCACCAUUUACAUUGUGUAGAUGUUUGCUUAAAACAAAAAAUCGUUUUUCAAUUAUCAUUACAAAAAAUUAAAAGCUCCCACUAUAGUUAACACUAAAUGGCCAUCGAAUAUUUCAACACAACUUUUACCUUUGUUUUUAAUUAAAUUUUUUUUAAUUUUGAUAAGUGUCAAAUCUAUUCAUGCAUGGUAAAUCGAUGUAUUGUAAGAUCUAUUGCAAACGCCGUAUAUACUAUUUGUGUUUCUAGUUUUUAGUGUGACAAAACAAAUUGAUUUUCACCUAAAAGUUAAUAAAAUUUUACUGUUCAAGAAAAUAACGUACCUGUUCUACGUUUUAAUAAAUGCGUUUUGUGCGGUGAA